CUCCCUCUCGCGACUUCUUAUAAAGCUAGCACGAAUACCAGGCCGUCCUCUUCGGGCCGCGCAGUUCUCCGUUGAUGGUUAGACUGUGCGAGAGAAGGAUGAAGUUCCUCGUCGCCGUCACGGUCAUCGUGGGCUCGCUGAUUUUCCUCGCCUUCCCGAACGGCUCCUCCGCCGACGAGAAGAAGAAGGGUCCCAAAGUCACGUCGAAGGUGUUCUUCGACAUUAAAAUUGGAGACGACGAGGUUGGAAGAAUUGUCAUCGGCAUGUUUGAGAAAACCGUUCCCAAAACGGCUGAAAACUUCAUCGCCCUGGCGACAGGAGAGAAAGGAUUCGGUUUCAAGGGCAGCAAAUUCCACAGAGUCAUCAAGGACUUCAUGAUCCAGGGCGGAGACUUCACCAGAGGAGACGGCACUGGAGGCAAGAGCAUCUACGGAGACCGUUUCCCAGAUGAGAACUUCAAGCUGAAGCACUAUGGCCCCGGCUGGCUCAGCAUGGCCAACGCCGGCAAAGACACCAAUGGCUCCCAGUUCUUCAUCACCACGGUCACAACUCCGUGGCUGGACGGCAAGCACGUCGUCUUUGGAAAGAUUCUGGAGGGAAUGGAUGUGGUAAAGAAGAUCGAGGGCACAAAGACCGAUAGCCGCGACAAGCCUCUGAAAGACGUCAUCAUCCACGACUGUGGCAAAAUCGAGGUGGAGAAGCCUUUCGCAGUGCCCAAGGAGUAGAGCGUCACUGGAGAGUACAGGGAAAACAGGACUUGAGGAGGGGGGGUGGGGUUGGGUUGGGUUGUUGAGGGCAAACAUUGCAGGCCAACACUAACAGCCCCGUAGUCCAGGAGAAGGGGCUUCGGGUCAUUCCGUGUCAGUGGCCGCCAUCUGAACGCACUAGAAGAGCAUUAAUAUCAAGCAAUCAUGACACUGACACAACACUCUGGGUCCAUUCACCAACGAGCAUUCCAAGGUGUACUUAACUGUUCGUUAUGCUUUUUUUAGUAAAAAAAAAAAAUGAAAUCUUAAAUAAAGUUUUCAAAUUUUGUUAA
Molecule: messenger RNA, 1039 nt
Organism: Scophthalmus maximus (turbot)
Lineage: Eukaryota; Metazoa; Chordata; Actinopteri; Pleuronectiformes; Scophthalmidae
Gene: ppib
Product: peptidylprolyl isomerase B (cyclophilin B)
Exons: 5
Coding region: 75-725 (216 amino acids)
Biological process (GO): protein peptidyl-prolyl isomerization; protein folding
Cellular component (GO): intracellular membrane-bounded organelle
Molecular function (GO): peptidyl-prolyl cis-trans isomerase activity
Source: RefSeq, a predicted model, not a curated record